Messenger RNA from Clarias gariepinus (North African catfish), 1131 nucleotides. RefSeq names its product synaptoporin b (gene synprb). Lineage: Eukaryota; Metazoa; Chordata; Actinopteri; Siluriformes; Clariidae. The transcript is spliced from 5 exons. The record is from RefSeq and is a predicted model, not a curated record. Gene Ontology annotation, cellular component: synaptic vesicle membrane; synaptic vesicle. The coding region runs from base 112 to 969 and encodes 285 amino acids.
GUCUGUGGUUUGUGUAGUGGAUCCUCAGUCACUAUCUGAGGCUUUACAUAGGAGCGAGCUUUCACUCCUUUACUGAGAGAUAUACUAACUGAUGAUCAGUCAUCCUCCUCAAUGUGCAUGGUCAUAUUUGCUCCGCUUUUUGCAGUUUGCGCAUUUGCAACAUGUGGGGGAUAUUCUGGCCAGAUAACGGUUAAAGUGGAAUGCAUGGAUAAAACCCAAAGAAACAUCAGCAUCAGUUUUGGCUAUCCAUUCAGACUGCAGCAGGUGCACUUCAGUGUCCCUCUAUGUGAGGGUAAGAGGUAUGAGACGCUCUUCCUCGAGGGAGACUACUCCUCGUCAACGCAAUUCUUUGUUACUGUGUCUGUGUUAGCAUUUCUCUACUCGCUUCUAGCUACAGUAGUCUACAUUUUCUACCAGAAUAAGUACAGAGAGAAGAACAGAGGUCCUCUAGUGGAUUGCCUGGUGACUGUAAUUUUCUCAGGUUUGUGGCUUGUGAGCUCAAUAGCCUGGGCUAAAACGCUCUCCGGAGUGAAGACAGCCACUGAUGUAGGUCUGAUACAGAUGCUAAUGUCUGCCUGCAGAGAUGAGGAGAAUUUGUGUGAGACACUACAGGAGCCUACUUGGACCAGUCUUAAUGUAUCAGUGGCAUUUGGCUUCAUGAAUUUCUCCCUCUGGGCUGGUAAUAUUUGGUUUGCUUACAAAGAAACAGGCUUACAUAAGUCUGGUCAGCGCUACCCCUCCAGAACGCCCUCUGAGAAGCGCAGUGGAAGCAUCAGGCAGUACAGUCAAAGCAGUUUUGACCAAUCCGGAACAGGCUUUGGACAGAGGCUCUAUAGCCAGCCAAGUUUUGACCUAUCAGGUGGAGGACUCAGCCUAUUGCAGACCAAUCUGGGACAACCUAAUGUUUACAGACAGAUGGGCAGUCCUACGUCUAGAGGACCACUCAUAUUUGUCAAUGAAAGUCAGUAAAAUAAAAUAAUGCAGAAUGAAUAUACAUAUGAGGGAGCUAGUCUGGAGAAAGCAUGAGGAAAGCAAUAGAGUAAAGAUAAAAAAAAACCUUUGGAUUGUGAAUGAAAAAGAAAUGGAAUGAAUGCAAGAUACUAUAGUGUGUGCAGAGACAGGAAGUGUAAG